Drosophila takahashii is the source of this 1604-nucleotide messenger RNA. RefSeq names its product UDP-glycosyltransferase family 35 member D1 (gene Ugt35D1). Gene Ontology annotation, molecular function: UDP-glycosyltransferase activity. NCBI's taxonomy places the organism in Eukaryota, Metazoa, Arthropoda, Insecta, Diptera, Drosophilidae. The record is from RefSeq and is a predicted model, not a curated record.
AGCUGAGCCAUUUAGUCUUCCAUUUGAUCUUGAACAGUCCAAAUAUGUGGCGGAUCUUUCUGCUGGUGUUUCUUCUGCCGGGUUAUUUGGAAGGUGCUCGAAUCCUGGCUCUGUUUCCCAUACCGAGUCCUUCGCAUUACUUUUUUGCCUUGCCCUAUCUGAAGAGGUUGGCCGCCGAGGGUCAUGAGAUAACCACUGUGAAUCCGUUUCCUCUCAAGGAGCCUGUGAAAAAUAUACAAGAUGUUCCUAUUCUGGAGGUUUUUGACAACUUUAAUGAAAUCCUUAAAUCUGCCACCUCCCCCAGGAGCACUUGGCGCGGUAGUGAUUUCAUCAAUGAAUACACCCUCAACCUCACAAACAUAGUGCUGAAUAAUGAGGGGGUGCGUCGUGAGAUUCUCGGCCCCAAAAGUCCUCAUUUCGAUCUUGUGAUAAUGGAUCUCUGGCGGAUCGACGCUCUCUGCGGUCUGGCGGCCCAUUUCGGGGCCCCAAUUAUUGGAAUGGCUCCAUAUGGCACCGACUGGAAGAUUGACGAACUAGUAGGCAAUGUCUCACCAAUGUCCUACCUGCAAUCUCCCUCUUCUCGACUCCACAAUUUGGAUACUUAUGGAGGAAGAUUGUCACACUUUAUAGAACGAUCUAUUUCCUGGAUCAACUACAAGUGGCGGCAUGCGGAAAAGCAAAGGGAGCUCUAUAGGAAGUACUUCCCGGGCAUUGCCAAGGAGAAACCUCUCUCGGAGACCUCCAAAAACUUUGCUUUAAUCCUCGUUAAUCAGCACUUUACAUUGGCUUCGCCACGUCCCUAUGUUCCCAAUAUGAUCGAGGUGGGUGGUCUGCAUGUCGAUCAGAAUCCUAGGAUGUUACCCACCGAACUAGAGGACUUUAUCCAGGGUGCUGGUGACGCAGGAGUAAUCUACUUCUCCCUGGGAACCAAUGUCAAAAGUAAAUCUCUGUCCGAGGAUCGAAGAAGGGUUCUGCUCGAAACUUUCUCCGGUUUACCACAGCGAAUCCUGUGGAAAUUCGAGGAUGAUCAGUUGCAGGGGAAACCUUCAAAUGUUUACAUAAGCAAGUGGUUUCCUCAGCAGGAUCUGCUAGCCCAUCCCAAGGUUAAACUCUUUAUAACCCACGGCGGUCUUUUGAGCACUGUAGAGAGCACCUAUCAUGGAAAGCCCAUGUUGGGUUUGCCUUGCUUCUUUGACCAGUUCCGCAACAUGGAACAUGUUCAACGAAUGGGUCUGGGUUUGGUUCUCAAUUUAAAGGAAAUGACAAGAGAUGAUUUCAAUUCGACCAUUAUACGACUAUUGACGGAUCGGAGUUUCGGGGAAACGGCCAGGAUUACGGCAGCCAGGCAUCGGGAUCAACCCAUGAAGCCCAUGGAAAAGGCCAUCUGGUGGACCCACUACAUCCUGCGGCACAAGGGAGCUGCCCACAUGCGAGUGGAUGGAAGGGAUUUGGACUUUAUCAGAUACCACAGCCUGGAUGUCCUGGCCACCUUUUUGAUUGCUUUGUUAGCUAUCCUAGGAGUUGUCGGUUAUUGUGUGGUUAAAGCCUGUAAAAGCUUUUCAUUUGUGAAAAGGCACAAUAAGCUAAAGAAAAAGGUUCAAUGA